Vitrella brassicaformis is the source of this 8362-nucleotide messenger RNA. Lineage: Eukaryota; Vitrellaceae. The record is from the annotation of a GenBank genome assembly.
AUGCCAUCCCGCACAGCGUCGCUCAUAUCAGGGAAGCAAAAAGCUCCAGAGAAGCCGAAGCAGAAAGAUUUGAGCGAUUCGUCAUACAAGGGGACAAUAUGGGUACUCAAGUUGUCUGCUGGCGAUUACCGGCUGAUCAUUCAAGAUGGACGGUACACCCACUCAUCGAGACUGUCGACGAGACACCAUGCUCUAGAAGUGCUGAGUCUGCUGUGCUUUCAGCAACCUCCCUAGUGACUCGUCCGACGAAGAUAACCAGAGAUUUUUCGCGACCAUCUGCGCCGGCGACCAUGACGACCAUCUGAAGACCAUCGAGGAAUGCAUGGCCAGCCGAGAAGUGCAGGCAGACAAUCGAGAGCCACCUCUUACAAACGACGAUCAAGUAGAAUCAUCGGCUCUUGGAAUAAAGACACUCGACGGUCGAUCUGAUGUGAACAAAGACCGUCAGACUGGCAUCGCGUGGGGGACGCAACAGGUACGAGACGGAAGUGUUGAUUGCAUCGACGAAGAUGAAGGAGUAUCUCUGUGCAGCUGUUGCCCUUGAGCAGUGGCAAAGGCGAGCACCAUUAUAUCGCCGUGUGGGAAGUAUCAGAGACCAACUCUCUCCCUCGUCUUGUGGGUGAGGACGUCAGCUCGAGUAAAAGUCUGUCAGUCAUUUGUCUCUGUGUGUUCCAGGAGUAACGAUGAUCUUCUCGAUUGGCGUGGACCGUGUCGGCUCGUCGUGAUUCGAUUUGAAGAUGCCAAAGCCUCCGUCAGGACCCUGUCCACUUGCAGCCGAGAAGGCAUGUGCCGGCCCACAUUCGCCAAACAUCAGAUGGGGCAAAUGCAAACUGAUCAGUCGUCAAGGGGCCUAUGAAUGUGACUGCGGCGAGCCGGACUUUGUUCCCAGUGCGGACAAAAGCCAUUGUGUAGGUAGGAGCUAAGGAAGAGUCCUCGAUCUGAAUGAAUGUUAAGGCUACCUGCCGUCUGUGCUGGUCCCAGCAACAUGCAGCAGUCUUGGCAAGAGGCUAUGCGGUGAUGGGCCACCUAUCAACGAUGCAGAAGUCGGAAGGUGUGAGGUGAGAAAUGUGCAAAGACACCAGACACACACAUUCGUUGGCUGUCGUAUCUCCAGGAGCCUGAUCAAUCGCAACGAUUUGAGUACAAGUGUCAUUGUGGUGUGCGAGGGCUUCAUGAAUGGGCAGGCGCUGUCUUUGUGCAUCCCAAACAUGGAACGCCAAUCUGCAGAGGUGAGCAGUUCCAACACUCAUUGUUGCUUAGAUUUAUGUACUGCAUACUGUUUCCGCAGCAAAGUGCGAGAGCUUGGCGGAAAGGCUGAGUGAUGAGAACCCCCAAGGAGUUGUCGACUGUCGGGGCAAGGGCAAAGAGGAUUCGGCCUUGCCGGAGGAGUUUGCGAGAGGCACAUGCAUCUUGGACGUGGAGAUGACGCAGGACGGCUCGCAGAAAUUCACGAAGCAUCAGUGCUUGUGCAGCGCCGGAUACAAGAGGAUCGUCAUCCAUGGUGCCAGCUACUGCAUAGACAUCUGCCGGGAAAACUCGUUGGGUGUGCAGCUGUGCGAGGGUGGUCGACCGGGAGGACGCAAAGGUGCUCACUGCUCAGCGAUAUUCCACUUCGCUGUAUUGACAACCGCCUUUUCGUCAGGCAACAAACUUGGAGUGUGCAAACCGCCAGAAGCAGACAGCACGAACUAUUCUUGUGAAUGCAACCCGCCUGCAAAAUACAUGGAAGAUAAUCCAAGGACACACACGGCGAUGUGCAUCAGUAUGGCUGGCUUCACACACAACGCACUUUGUCCUUUGUACGCUUUGGCGCUGCCGACUAUGCUACUGUGUCUAUCAGGUGAGUGUGGGAGCAGCGGCUCUUCACUGGCAGCCGGUCGCUUGGCAUGCAUGGGCUCUAAAGGGCUCUCGAGGCCGCGAGGAGUCUGCUAUGAAUCACCUGACUGGGAAGCGACAGGCAAGGUACGUGUGAGGGAUUUCGUGUCUCAGUCUGCAAAUUGCUAUUAUUGUUCAGUACAACUGUGAGUGCGACGCCACGCUGUACACUCACGUCGUCACAGCUGAGGGGGAGAAGUGCGUAGGUAAGACGAUCUUCUGGAUAACAAACGUGUUGUAUACAUCUUUCCUCUGUUCCAGCGCCGUGCGACUCGAGUGCAAGCGAGCAUUUCAAAGGUCUGGGUCAUUCUCUUUGCAAGGAAGGCAAUCUCGACACACAGACAAACCCAGAUUCAGAGGAGAAAUUUGGAAAAUGCAAGGAUUCGGACAACCCCGGCGAGGACUACAUUUGUGAAGAGUGCUCAGCGGCUGCAGAGCGCAUGGAUUUCCCAUUUACCCUGACUGAGAUGUGCAAACGGCUUGCCACAUGCCCGGAAUCUAAUCGCGGCUUUUGGAAUUGCCGUGCCGGCAGUGGGGAGCAUUCAGAUGAUAAUAAGUACUACAGAGGCGGUUGUUUGGUGCUUGAUCAUCCGCAGGGCGCUGUCGCCUACGAUUGCGACUGUUCGGGUGCAAACAGUGAAUUCCGCGAGUCGAAGACCCUGUAUGUCAAAGAUGAGAGCAACAGAAAAAGGCCAGUGACGUGUGCAGGUAGGAUGAGGUGAAGUGAAAUGUUCGUUUGCAUGUCCUGUAUGCCUCUGAUUGCUUCAGUCCCCUGUGAGGCCUUUGACCAUCUUGGAACAAAGCUUUGUGAGAAAUGGGGAGACAUGUAGAGGCAGCACAAAACGGCGGACGCCUUGGGCGGCAAGAAGCGAGGCAAAUGCGUGGGCAACCUGGAAGAAGAAGAAGAGCUGGUCAAGGUCAAAACAAAAGGUGAAGCGCACGAAUGAAGGAAGGACCGCACGCUUGUUCGUCCAUCGUUGCCUUAUGCGGUGUCUUCAGGCUCGUAUUCCUGCGAGUGCUUUGCCGAUUUUGCCUUGACAGAAUCGUUGAUAUGGAAGCCGAGCGCGACGGAAUAUUGCGCUGGAGCUGCAGGGUCCUGCAGCAAAGAGGCGAUGCAGCGAUGUCGCGGGCCUGAAGAAGACCGAGAGGACAAGCAAAAAGAGUGGUUCUGGGGUGAGUGUAUCCCGCGCGAUGAGUUCGGAGAGGGAGGCGAGGCAGAGAAUGAGUGUGACUGUGCAUUCUACACGACGCAUGGGCACAAGAACGGACUGGCUACGAAAGCCUUCCCUCUCGACGGGAAAUCCAACCAGCAAUGCAUCGGUACUCCUACACGAAUCAUUAUUGGUGGCACGGUCUAUUGUCAAAUGGCUGUCAUCUGCAGCUGGAUGUGAGGGCUUCGGCGACCUGCUGUGUGGAGGGGUCGACAGCGAAGAGACGCCGAUCGGCCAGCUGAAACUGCCAAGUCAGGAGGAGGCCCUUGGCAUGUGUCAGCCCGUCGCGGAGCCGGAGAGCAGUACACAAGGCUACGAGUGCGUGUGCCGUGAAGACAAGCAGGCCGUGAGGGACAUCCACAAGCGCAUACAGACGCAGAUGUGUACGGGUGAGUGGCUGACUUGGCCAGACAGAGACGGGCUGCGUGUAUGUUUGUAUGUGUACAUCAGUCGGCAAGCUGUGUACGGAGGGAUCGCCUGAAGACAAGAGCUGCAAGGGCGAGGGCGUGGCGGAGGAGUAUGUUCGAGGAAAGUGCUACAAGCUCUCAGAAAGCCUUGCCGACGAAAACAACAUGAGCGAACGAACGGGACACAUCUAUGCCCACCAAUGGCUUGGCCCAUAAAUGCAUGACCGUGUCACGUGCCUGACUUGGUCUGUCUGUCUGUCUCCCUCAGGUGACGUAUCGGUGUGGGUGUCGAGAGGGCUUCAAGGCGAUUCUUGUCAAGCAGCCCACUCCGAGGCAGUUGUGCGUGCCCACCUGCAGCGCCCUCGAGACGGGGGAGCGGCGAGGGCUCGGCCACCUGCUGUGCUCGAGCAACCUGCAGGGCCGCCAACCUGACAACAACAGCCAGGAUCACGUCCGCGGUGAGUGCGUCGACAGUGAGGACGUGCUGAUGGAAAACGGCAAUCGGGGGUACCGGUGUCAGUGCAAAGUCACCCACACCCUCAUACCCUCUGCUGACUUCACGACGGACGACCCAAGCAAUCCGAUCAGCGGCAAGGCGGAGGUCUUCGCAUCGAGUCAAAGCGAGUAUUGUCCAGGCGCCAAAUUAGCCUGUCCGCUCAAAGGCCAAACCGCCUGUCGCGGGCCUGCUGCAGCGAGCGGCGACGUGCAGUGGCUGUGGGGGGAGUGUGUGCUGCCUCCUCCAGACAAAGAUGACGGCCUCGGCGAUACCUUCGCCUGCAAAUGCGGAUUCUACAAGAGCCAGGCCAAAUUUGAGACAACCUACGACAAACAACACAACAAAUGCAUCGGUACUCGCACAAGAAUACUUAUUGGUGGCACGGUCUAUUGUCAAAUGGCUGUCAUCUGCAGCUGGAUGUGAGGGCUUCGGCGACCUGCUGUGUGGAGGGGUCGCCAGUGAAGAGACGCCGAUCGGCCAGCUGAAACUGCCAAGUCAGGAGGAGGCCCUUGGCACGUGUCAGCCCGUCGCGGAGCCGGAGAGCAGUACACAGGGCUACGAGUGCGUGUGCCGUGAGGACAAGCAGGCCGUGAGGGACAUCCACAAGCGCACACAGACGCAGAUGUGCACGGGUGAGUGGCUGACUUGGCCAGACAGAGACGGGCUGCGUGUAUGUUUGUAUGUGUACAUCAGUCGGCAAGCUGUGUACGGAGGGAUCGCCUGAAGACAAGAGCUACAAGGGCGAGGGCGUGGCGGAGGAGUAUGUUCGAGGAAAGUGCUACAAGCUCUCAGAAAGCUUUGCCCACGAAAACAACGUGAGCGAACGAACGAGACACAUCUAUGCCCACCAAUGGCUUGGCCCAUAAAUGCAUGACCGUGUCACGUGCCUGACUUGGUCUGUCUAUCUGUCUGUCUCCCUCAGGUGACGUAUCGGUGUGGGUGUCGAGAGGGCUUCAAGGCGAUUCUUGUCAAGCAGCCCACUCCGAGGCAGUUGUGCGUGCCCACCUGCAGCGCCCUCGAGACGGGGGAGCGGCGAGGGCUCGGCCACCUGCUGUGCUCGAGCAACCUGCAGGGCCGCCUACCUGACAACAACAGCCAGGAUCACGUCCGCGGUGAGUGCGUCGACAGUGAGGACGUGCUGAUGGAAAACGGCAGUCGGGGGUACCGGUGUCAGUGCAAAGUCACCCACACCCUCAUACCCUCUGCUGACUUCAUGACGGACGACCCAAGCAAUCCGAUCAGCGGCAAGGCGGAGGUCUUCGCGUCGAGUCAAAGCGAGUAUUGUCCAGGCGCCAAAUUAGCCUGUCCGCUCAAAGGCCAAACCGCCUGUCGCGGGCUUGCUGCAGCGAGCGGCGACGUGCAGUGGCUGUGGGGGGAGUGUGUGCUGCCUCCUCCAGACAAAGAUGACGGCCUCGACGAUACCUUCGCCUGCAAAUGCGGAUUCUACAAGAGCCAGGCCAAAUUUGAGACCGCCUACGACAAACAACACAACAAGUGCAUCGGUGAGUCGUGACGGAGCCUCUCGACGGAGCUUCUCAUCAUCAUGUGUGUUACUCAGCUCCCUGCAAGGGUUUUGGCGAUUUGCUCUGCUCGGGCGUGGGGGACCUAGACAAGCCCUUUGUAAAUCAGCAAGGACGAUCGCCGUCCUUAGGUAAGGAGGUAAAGAAAGCGCCUGCGCCCGCAUUUUGGUUGCCUUCAGGCCAUUGUCGAGGAUGGGAAGACGGAGUGACAGGAGACGACUAUAAUUGCACAUGCGAUCCCAACAUCGCUUACGAGCGCCCUGGUGGCCACCCUUGCACCAAAACGCCCGUGUGCAUGCCAGGGGGCUGCGACGACAAGGAGAAAGCGGCGUGCCAGGGGCCGGCAACAGACAAACGGUUUUUCCUCGGCCGCUGCUCUCCAAAGGCGCCAGAUGAUGCAGAGAGAGCCUAUGAAUGCCAGUGCGGGGCCUAUUUUAAGACAAAUGGAAUCAGUGGGAGCCCUACAGCUGACAACAAGAAAUGUCUGCGUAAGUGCUCUCUGUAGAACGAAUAAGUAAAUGUUCCGACUCGUCUGUUUCGUUGAUGUCACUUCAGCUCGAUGCAAGAGCCACGAUGGCACAUCGCCUGGUGUUGGUGAUCGGCUGUGUGGAGGGGAUGAUCUCGCAGACCUGAUGAGCCCGAAGGUCGACACCAGCAUAGGUAAAUGACGAUGCCUCUCUAGCGUCUCUGGAUGUCAAUCUUUUGUCACGUGUAGGCACAUGCGAGGACAAAGGCGAUUCAUAUGAAUGUACCUGCAAGGAUGCCGUGAGCAACCCACAUCAUCCAAUCUACCAAACCCCUUUCUGCGAGAAAAAAGCGCUUUGUGAGAAAAGCUGGAUGAAAAGGGAUUUGCUCAAGAAGGCACUUCGCAACUGUCAUGGGCCGGCAAAGAAGGGGUAAGAUGAGGUAUAACCUUUUUCUCACGUCCUUCCCUGCUUUGUCCAAUCCAUGCAGCUACUACUUUGGCGAGUGCUACAGCUACCCCAGCUGGAAAGAUCGAAAUGCGGGCGAAGCCAAGUAUGAGUGUAUUUGUGGCAAGAAUGAGGAAUACGACACUGAGUACUCAAGGAAAGAGGAGGCUACGGAGGACCAUGAAUGGCCAAAGUGCCGAGGCAAGUGCAUUUUCCGUUGGGUACCUCUAUGUCUCUGUCUCCAUGCAUGCAGCUGACUGCACCUUGGGGAGCAAGAUGUGCGGUACAGCGUCGAGCGACAAGGAGAAAAAGAAAGGAACAUGCAAGAUCGAACGAGAGAAAUACAUCCAAAAGGGGGUAAGGGAGGGAGGGAGGGACAUCCAUCCACACCACACACAGGGCUGACACCGACAGACGGCUGUCACGCUGCACUCACCGCGUGAAUUAAUGAAGAACAAUGUUUCAGGUAUACACAUGCCAAUGCGAAGGCGCAUCUAAGCAGGACCCGCUCGUUGACGAGAACACGGGCACUGAAUACUGCGAAGGUCAGCGACUUCAUAGCUCCAGCCGACAACAGUCGAUACUCCCAUGCUCCAAUCAGGUGAAUGCGACCCGCAAGAGCAUUCAGAAGGAAUCUUGAACUGCGGCGGCCCGGAGGCAAGCAACCCGAAGGCCGAGAAGCAGCCGAUUUGGCGCAAGUGUCGUGCAAGGGGCGCUGGCAAGGGAUAUCGCUGUGUGUGCGAGAGAGAAUUCGUUCGCCGAAGAGUCGUCGACAAGACCGGCAAAGAAUACGAUAUAUGCGCAGGUACACUGAGCGCAGCGAGAUUGGAACGCAUCAUGUCACUUAUCUUGGUGUUGCUCACAGGCUCAUGUGCUCUGGGGAGGUAUCUAUGUGGGGAGGUCUCAAAAUUUGACACCGAUAAGAACGGCAGUCCCUGGAACAAACUUUAUCCUCCCUGGAUAGUGGACAGUCCCAAGAAUCCGCCACGUCUGCUUAAGUACGUUGCUGCAAAGGACAGGAGAAACAACGACAUCAUCGCGCCGCCAAGAGACAUGGGCAGAUGCUAUGAGAUCAAAGAAGGCCUCUAUGCGGACCCUGACAUAUUCGCUAGGCAGUUUCCAGAGCAUAGGCUGCAAGGUGAGUGUGGAUGACGCCUGUGCAUGUUCGCCUUACUGUUCGCAUCCCUUGUUCACCAGAUGGCUACUUCUGUGAGUGCUGCCAGAUGCCGAAAGGUGGACCAUGGUAGGUGAAAAAAUAAAGAUAUUGCCGAUAAAUGUAAAAGCAAUGUCACCGCCAUGUCAGAGCGUCAGGUAAGGACAUGAACCGCGACAAACAGCCCCCCCUGAGACACCGGUACUUCCAUACCCUCCUGUGCAAAAGUGAGUGAUGAGCUUCUGCUCACAUAUGUCCCCCCACAAAGUAGCGGCUAUUCUGUGUCAGGGAAUACCUACUGUGGGGGAUCCGAAACUAAUCAACAGUGCUUCUGCAGUGCCAGCCUUGAGUGCGAGACACCAGAAGAGUGCAAAAGGAAGACUAACACAAGAAAUCUCAACCUCUUUACCAAAGAGGCGGCAGAAACCAAGAGAGGAGGCUUUGAAGGCAGCAGCUCGACUAUGGGCGGACAGAAGAAGGCCGAAGUGCCGAUUUUGACAGUCUGGACCGAUCCACACCUGGACAUGCCUGAGCUCGAAUAUGGCCGACCUGGCUACUGCUUCUGGUACGAUGACUUGAUGGCCUUUGCCCCACCGUUCAGCAAGGGGUGAGCAAAAAGCAGUACCAAAUGCUUUAGCAAAUGCUUAUCCGCCAUUCAGAUACUUCAACGGGCAACCGCUGAGUGGCGAAUCGAAGGCUGACGUAUGCACGCGAUCGGGAGACAAGGAAGACUCGAAAUAUGCUCAUGUGGAGGGACACAAUCGUGUCUCACGCCGAAGAAGUGCCUGA